CCUAGCAACAACCUACACACAGCCGGACUGACUGGACGUGCGGACAGCGUUCUCCUCUUUAUCACUCAAUUCUUGGCAUUUCUGACCGAAGAACGACGCAAAAUGAGUAACAGACAAAUUCUACAAGUUUUUGAGCAAUACCAGAAGUCGCGCACAGCCUUCGUGCAGACUGUAGCAGAACUUGCAUCGCGACCGCAGAAUAUCGAAACUCUGCAAAAUGCAGGUGUGAUGUCCCUGCUGCGGCCGCUCCUGUUGGAUAUCGUGCCCACCAUCCAGCAGACGGCGGCGCUGGCUCUCGGUCGCCUGGCCAACUAUAACGACGACCUGGCGGAGGCCGUGGUGAAGGGAGACAUCCUGCCCCAGCUGGUCUACUCUCUGGCUGAACAGAACAGGUUCUACAAGAAGGCAGCAGCGUUUGUUCUGCGUGCCGUGGCCAAGCACUCCCCCCAGCUGGCCCAGUCUGUAGUGGACUGCGGCGCCCUGGACGCACUGGUCAUCUGUCUGGAGGAGUUUGACCCUGGUGUGAAGGAGGCCGCGGCCUGGGCCCUGGGCUACGUGGCCAGGCACAAUGCUGAGCUUGCCCAGGCAGUAGUUGACGCAGGCGCAGUGCCCCUGCUGGUCCUGUGUAUCCAGGAACCAGAGCUGGCGCUGAAGCGCAUCUCCGCCUCGGCCCUGAGCGACAUCUGUAAACACUCCCCCGAGCUGGCGCAGACUGUGGUGGACGCGGGAGCCAUCGCACACCUCGCACAGAUGAUCCUCAACCCUGAUGCCAAACUCAAGCGUCAAGUGUUCUCAGCCCUGAGUCAGAUUGCCAAACACUCGGUGGACCUGGCGGAGAUGGUGGUGGAGGCGGAGAUCUUCCCCGCCGUGCUCACCUGUCUGAAGGACCCUGACGAGUACGUCAGGAAGAACGUCGCCACACUCAUCAGGGAGAUAGUCAAGCACACACCUGAGCUUGCCCAGUUGGUGGUGAAUGCAGGAGGUGUAGCCGCUGUGGUGGAUUAUGUCGGAGACUGUAAGGGUAACGUACGUCUGCCCGGUGUGAUGAUGCUGGGAUACGUGGCCGCACACAGCGAGAACCUCGCCAUGGCUGUCAUCGUGUCAAAGGGAGUAGUCCAGUUGGCGGUCACGUUUGCCGAAGAGCCGGAGGACCACAUCCAGGCAGCCGCGGCCUGGGCACUGGGACAGAUCGGACGCCACACACCAGAACACGCCAAGGCUGUCGCAGCCUCCAACAUCCUACCCAAACUCCUCGCAUCCUACUUACGUGCAGAUGCCUCCGAAGAUCUACAGACCAAGGCAAAGAAGGCCCUGAAGAACAUCCUACAGAAGUGUGUACACCUCCCAGCUCUGGAACCUCUGCUGCACGACGCUCCUCCAAACAUCCUCAAACACGUGGUCGGACAGUUCAGCAAGGUGUUGCCACAUGACUCCAAGGCCAGGCGGUUGUUUGUGACCAGUGGAGGCCUGAAGAAGAUCCAGGAGAUCAAGGCUGAGCCAGGGUCGGCCCUACACGAGUACAUCAACACCAUCAACAACUGCUACCCUGAGGAGAUUGUCAGGUACUACUCCCCUGGCUACUCAGACCAGCUGCUACAGAGAGUGGAAGAGUUCCAACCCGUCCAGUGAACACAGCAAAUUAUCAACAGUUGAAAAACUUUUUUCAUGACAUUUCUGGUGAAAGUGUCACCAAUAUUUCAAUUUCACAUGUUUAUCAUUAAAUCCAAUUUAUGCCUUACUUGAAUAUCUCUACAUUAACAUAUGGCUCACUUGCACAUUAAAACAGCUCUCAUUUGGUGAUCACAGAAUAAAACACCAGUUGAAAGGGAUUGUUAUAUAAUGUAACUUUGUAUCUAGCUGUUGCCUUUCUUGUUAAUUUGUGUGCCUUAUCUAACAAAAGUUCUCAUAUGGUAGUACAGAUGCCCCAAACAACUUUUCAGCCAUAUUUUAGCAUUGUCUUAUUACUGAGGUUAUACAAAUGUACAACUAUGUUACAGUUUUUCACAUUUUCAACAUAGAUCAAAGCAUUUGAUAGAUUUAUCAAGUGGUCACAUUAUGUUGUUACAAUGAAAAAUUACACCAGAAUGUUACAAUGAAUUCUUUGACAGAGUUAAUGUUACCACCUUAAGUUUGUAUAAUACAUAGACCUACUAUAGAGAUACUAUGUGUGUAUAUAUUUGAGUGUCUUACUAGUAAUUCUACUUUCCAGUAUACCAUUAUUUUGUAUCAUAUUCAUUGAGAAAAUUCACAAAACUAUACAUCAAGAUUAGCAACUAUUUUCAGGUGUUGUAAAUAAAUACUUGAAACAUAACAUAAUUAAAGAAUUCUAACACAUUGGAAGCACAUGUAACUUUACAUACACUGGUUGUAACAAGGAGAUUGAAAUAAAUUUUAACCUCCUUGCUUCAUUUGCAGUACAAUAUUAUCUUCAACAAGUGAAAGAUAGAACUGUGAUAAUAUUUUAUUAAAGUUGGUUAUUUUGAAAGAGCAA
Branchiostoma belcheri (Belcher's lancelet) is the source of this 2491-nucleotide messenger RNA. Its product is annotated as sperm-associated antigen 6. Gene Ontology annotation, biological process: cilium movement. The transcript is spliced from 11 exons. Lineage: Eukaryota; Metazoa; Chordata; Leptocardii; Amphioxiformes; Branchiostomatidae. The record is from RefSeq and is a predicted model, not a curated record. Gene Ontology annotation, molecular function: microtubule binding. Gene Ontology annotation, cellular component: microtubule cytoskeleton. The coding region runs from base 103 to 1629 and encodes 508 amino acids.